GAGGAGGAGGAGGUGGUGGCGGCGGCGGCAGCCGGGGAGUACAGAGUGAGGGCUUAGGGGCCUGACCCUGCGGAGGGUGAGGGAAGUCAUUUUUUUCCCAAGGUCGGUAGAGCCCGUAACUGAGCAGCAAGAUGAAUUUUCUCCGCGGGGUCAUGGGGGGUCAGAGUGCCGGACCCCAGCACACAGAAGCCGAGACGAUUCAAAAGCUUUGUGAUCGAGUGGCGUCAUCUACUUUAUUGGAUGAUCGAAGAAAUGCUGUGCGUGCUCUGAAAUCAUUAUCUAAGAAAUAUCGCUUGGAAGUGGGUAUCCAAGCUAUGGAACAUCUUAUCCAUGUUUUACAAACAGAUCGUUCAGAUUCUGAAAUAAUAGGUUAUGCUUUGGACACACUAUAUAAUAUAAUAUCUAAUGAUGAAGAAGAAGAAGUAGAAGAAAAUUCCACAAGACAGAGUGAUGAUCUGGGAAGCCAGUUUACAGAAAUUUUCAUUAAGCAGCAAGAAAACGUUACUCUUCUGUUAUCCUUAUUGGAGGAAUUUGACUUCCAUGUCCGCUGGCCUGGUGUGAAGCUUCUUACUUCUCUUUUAAAACAGCUAGGGCCUCAGGUGCAGCAAAUUAUUUUAGUCAGUCCUAUGGGUGUUUCCAGAUUGAUGGACUUAUUAGCAGAUUCCAGGGAAGUUAUACGUAAUGAUGGUGUCUUACUGCUACAGGCACUAACAAGAAGCAAUGGAGCAAUCCAGAAAAUUGUUGCUUUUGAAAACGCUUUUGAGAGACUACUGGACAUUAUUACAGAGGAGGGGAACAGUGAUGGAGGUAUAGUAGUGGAAGAUUGUUUGAUUUUGCUCCAAAACUUGUUAAAAAACAACAAUUCCAAUCAAAAUUUUUUUAAAGAAGGCUCUUAUAUUCAACGUAUGAAACCUUGGUUUGAAGUUGGAGAUGAAAAUUCUGGCUGGUCUGCACAAAAAGUGACUAAUCUGCAUCUAAUGUUACAGCUUGUUCGUGUGCUGGUAUCUCCCAAUAAUCCUCCUGGUGCUACCAGUAGCUGCCAGAAGGCUAUGUUCCAGUGUGGAUUAUUGCAGCAACUUUGUACUAUCCUAAUGGCUACUGGGGUUCCUGCUGAUAUCCUGACUGAGACUAUUAAUACUGUAUCCGAAGUUAUUCGAGGCUGCCAAGUAAACCAAGACUACUUUGCUUCUGUAAAUGCACCUUCAAACCCACCAAGACCAGCAAUUGUAGUACUUCUCAUGUCCAUGGUUAAUGAAAGACAGCCAUUUGUAUUGCGCUGUGCUGUUCUCUAUUGUUUCCAGUGUUUCUUAUAUAAAAACCAAAAAGGACAAGGAGAAAUUGUGUCAACACUUCUCCCUUCCACCAUUGAUGCAACAGGUAAUUCAGUCUCAGCUGGUCAGUUACUAUGUGGAGGUUUGUUUUCUACUGAUUCACUUUCAAACUGGUGUGCUGCUGUGGCCCUUGCCCAUGCUUUGCAAGGAAAUGCUACACAGAAAGAACAGUUGCUCAGGGUUCAACUUGCUACAAGUAUUGGCAACCCUCCAGUUUCUUUACUGCAACAGUGCACCAACAUCCUUUCACAGGGUGAUAAGAUCGACAGACGGGGAAGCAAAAUACAGACAAGAGUUGGAUUAUUAAUGUUGCUUUGUACCUGGUUAAGCAACUGUCCUAUUGCAGUAACACAUUUUCUUCACAAUUCAGCCAAUGUUCCAUUUCUGACAGGACAAAUUGCAGAAAAUCUUGGAGAGGAAGAACAGUUGGUCCAAGGCUUAUGUGCCCUUUUGUUGGGCAUUUCAAUUUACUUCAAUGAUAACUCACUUGAGAACUACAAGAAAGAAAAAUUAAAACAACUAAUAGAGAAGCGGAUUGGCAAAGAGAAUUUCAUAGAGAAACUAGGAUUUAUUAGCAAACAUGAGUUGUAUUCCAGAGCAUCUCAGAAACCACAGCCAAACUUUCCUACUCCAGAAUACAUGAUAUUUGAUCAUGAGUUUACGAAGCUGGUAAAAGAACUUGAAGGUGUUAUAACUAAGGCUAUUUAUAAGUCCAGUGAAGAAGAUAAGAAAGAAGAAGAGGUGAAGAAAACAUUAGAACAACAUGACAGCAUUGUGACUCACUACAAAAAUAUGAUUCGAGAGCAGGAUCUGCAGCUUGAAGAAUUAAAGCAGCAGGUUUCUACAUUAAAGUGUCAAAAUGAACAGCUCCAGACAGCAGUCACACAGCAGGUGUCUCAGAUUCAGCAACACAAGGAUCAGUAUAAUCUUCUUAAAAUACAGCUAGGAAAAGACAAUCAGCCUCAGGGUUCUUACAGCGAUGGGGCUCAGAUGAAUGGCAUUCAGCCAGAAGAAAUUGGUAGGUUGCGAGAAGAAAUAGAAGAAUUAAAAAGUAAUCAGGAACUUUUACAAAGCCAACUGGCUGAAAAGGACUCUUUGAUUGAAAAUUUGAAGUCUUCCCAAACAUCACCUGGGACAAAUGAACAGUAUUCAGCAACAGAUGCAGCUAGAAGUUCUGAACAAGUUGCUGAAUUAAAACAGGAACUGGCAACAUUGAAGUCUCAGUUAAACUCACAAUCUACAGAGAUCACCAAACUACAGACAGAAAAGCAGGAGCUGUUACAGAAAACAGAAGCAUUUGCAAAAUCAGUUCCUGUAUCAGGAGAGAAUGAAACUGUAACAGCUACAAAAAGCACUGAUGUAGAAUUAUUGCAAGAGACUAAAGAAUUAAAGAGUGAAAUUAAAGCCCUGUCUGAGGAAAGAACUGCUAUUAAAGAGCAGCUGGAUUCAUCUAACAGUACCAUUGCCAUUUUACAAAACGAGAAAAAUAAGCUAGAGGAGAAACUUACAGAUUCUAAAAAAGAACAAGAUGAUCUCUUGGUACUGUUGGCCGAUCAAGAUCAGCAAAUAUUUUCACUGAAGAACAAACUAAAAGAACUUGGUCAUCCAGUUGAAGAAGAGGAUGAACUUGAAUCCGGAGACCAAGGUGAUGAGGAUGAUGAAGAUGAAGAUGAUGGGGAGGACCAAGAUCAUAUCUAGCUUUAAAAUCUCUAGAGAUGAGAGGAUUACAUUGUAAUUUCAAAGACGUAGACUUAAGGCAAUGCUUUGGUCUGCCGUCACAGAAAAUAAUGAUUUGGAAAGCAAGUGGAAAACAUUCACUAAUAAGACUAUCGAUGUAUUUUUUUAAAGAUGCCACCCAUGUUGAAAACACUAAAACUCUAAUUUUAUGUGGAACACAUAUCUUUUAUUUAUUUAAAUUCAUCUGAACUCUCCCAAAAUAUAAUUUGCAGAGUUUCAGACACCAAAAAAUAAUACCAUUUUAGAGCAUGUGGUGGCAAUGCUAUUUGCCUUAGUUCAUUUGUUGUUUACAUAAGUUCUGUAUUUGUCUAUCAUUUUCACUUUUCAGAAUUUGUGAUUUUAAGUACUAACAUAUUUGAUUUAAUGUGUAUUGAAUUGGAAUCAUUGUUUCUAAAUUCACCAUUGGAGUUCUUAGCUAAUUAUUUCCUUUUAAAGAAAUAGGUUCACUUGAAGGCAAGAUAGCAGGGGUCGAAGGAUAAUGUAUAUCAUCAGCCUUCCAUCCAGUGGGAUUUCUAAGAUGAGCAGGCUAGAACAGUUUAGAAUGAGUGCCUUGAUACCCAGUAUAGCUGUGUGCUGUACCUCAGUGAAGAAACAGAAGGAUCCUGAUACACAGUGAUGUGGGGGGCAUUUCUGAGAAACUUUUGCAACAGUGUAUUAGCACAUGGUUGGUUUUGUUUUUAAGCUAAACAUCUAAAAACAAAUUGCAAGUUAACAGCUCAUGCAACUCAUUUAGCAUUCUCGAUUUGAUUAUCAGAAAACAUUGUUUCUAGUUUUAAAAAGACCCACAAUAUGAUUUAUAUAAUUUAUUGGCAUUUUUGCUGAAUAGGUUUAAGUCAGAUAAUAGAUUUUUAAAAAGCAAAUGAAGCAAUGUGUCAAAAUUUAAUGUUUUGGUAAUAAAAAUAGAAUUAUGUUCACUUA
Messenger RNA from Choloepus didactylus (southern two-toed sloth), 3986 nucleotides. RefSeq names its product USO1 vesicle transport factor (gene USO1). The transcript has 25 exons. The record is from RefSeq and is a predicted model, not a curated record. Gene Ontology annotation, cellular component: Golgi membrane; cytoplasm; Golgi stack. NCBI's taxonomy places the organism in Eukaryota, Metazoa, Chordata, Mammalia, Pilosa, Megalonychidae. Gene Ontology annotation, biological process: intracellular protein transport; endoplasmic reticulum to Golgi vesicle-mediated transport; vesicle fusion with Golgi apparatus. The coding region runs from base 132 to 3029 and encodes 965 amino acids. Gene Ontology annotation, molecular function: protein binding.